UUCUGUUUUGUUUCACUCACCAAAACGACGUUGUUUGGGAGUAAUUCUCCAGGAAAAUCAGUCUAGAAGAGAGGAUCCGAACGCCAGAACCAGUAGAGUUGAAAGCAUCGUCUCUGCAGCAAAUCUCUGCACCGCACCAUCAUCAAGGUGUGGUAGAAAACAUUGUUGCUGCCAUGGCUGCAACGAAGACUCGGUCGAGUAGUUUCUCUCGCAACAUUUCAGUUGCACCCACUUCUCAGGUCCCUGGACUCAAGUAUGGACCAAAUGGAACAAUCUUUGUUUCGUCCGGAAUACCAGAUCUCGACAAGAUUUUAGGAGGUGGGUUCUCUUUGGGAAGCCUAGUUAUGGUGAUGGAAGACACUGAAGCACCUCAUCAUAUGCUUCUGUUGAGAAAUUUCAUGUCUCAAGGAUUGGUUCAUAACCAACCUCUUCUUUAUGCUAGUCCCUCAAGAGAACCAAGAGCUUUUCUUGGUACUUUGCCCAAUCCAAUAUUAUCUAAAGAUGAUAAAUCUCGUGAGCAUGACAUAGAACAGGAGAAGGGGUUAAGGAUAGCAUGGCAAUAUAGGAAAUACUUUGGGGAACAUCAGCAAAAUUUUGAGGGUCAGAAAGAUGGAAAACCUGAGUACUGCAAUGAUUUUGAUUUGCGGAAGCCUCUAGAGAGGCACUUUCUUAGCGGUCAGCACAUUGAUUGCAUUAGCCUUCAAGGUUCUCAGAAUCUUGCCACUUUCCGUGACUGUUGUUCAGCAUUUUUAGCCCAACUUCCUAGAUUUGAUGGCAACAUAACAUCUGCUGGUCGCAUCACCAUUCAAUCAUUCUGUGCUCCACAAUGUGAAUAUUCCAAUAUGGAAUGGGAAAUGCUUUCCUUUAUCAGAUCUUUGAAAAGCAUGGUUCGGUCUUCAAAUGCAGUUGCUCUUAUAACCUUUCCACCAUCCCUUGUUUCACCAUCCAUUGCAAAGAGAUGGCAGCAUUUGGCUGACACCUUACUAUCCGUCAGAGCAAUUCCAGAUGAGGACAAGGAGUUGGCAAACCUUCUCACUGGUUAUCAGGACAUGGUUGGCCUUCUCAAUGUGCACAAAGUGGCCCGUCUUAACACCCAGUUGGUUGAUUCAAACUUAUCCACAGGUUCCAGUUAUUCUGGAGGCAACAACAUUCUCAAUGAAGCUGAAAAAACGGAGGUCGUUGGUUUUAGAAUGUCUAAAUCAAGCCCCCAUAGAUGGUUCAAGUGGGAGUUCUUAUGGCACGUCUGGUAGCUGUUCUGGGUCGUCUAAGACAGGGAGACUUGAUUUUUAACUGCUUUGUCACAUGGCUAUUAUUUAAAUGCGGUCAAAAUCAAAACGCAAGAACCUCCCUAAAUAUGCAUGUAACAAGGUUGAUUUUAUAUUUCUAUAUUUGAUUGAAUUCUUUUGACCUUGCGCCAGCUUUUACCAUAUGGUCAUGUGAAAUUGGUGAAACAAGUUCAGUCAUGUGCAGGAAAAAUGAGGAUCUACAACAUUGAUUGGAUUCUUUUCUUUCCCAUCCCAUGUCUUGGUUCUUUCAGUAUUUGCAUAUUAUGUGUCACUACAACUGCAAUACCGUUCUAAAUUAUGAAAAAAAACCUUGGUAAACUUUAGUUGGUUUUAUUUAUUUAUUUUUGGAGGAAAUUCUAGUUGUGAA
Molecule: messenger RNA, 1653 nt
Organism: Camellia sinensis
Lineage: Eukaryota; Viridiplantae; Streptophyta; Magnoliopsida; Ericales; Theaceae
Gene: ELO1
Product: Paxneb protein-like protein
Biological process (GO): tRNA wobble uridine modification
Cellular component (GO): elongator holoenzyme complex; cytoplasm; transcription elongation factor complex
Source: RefSeq, a predicted model, not a curated record